Molecule: messenger RNA, 1363 nt
Organism: Syngnathus acus (greater pipefish)
Lineage: Eukaryota; Metazoa; Chordata; Actinopteri; Syngnathiformes; Syngnathidae
Product: histidine triad nucleotide-binding protein 3-like
Exons: 5
Coding region: 49-537 (162 amino acids)
Molecular function (GO): catalytic activity
Source: RefSeq, a predicted model, not a curated record
UGGACGAUCUCUGGGAUCAUCUCUAUUGGUCUUAUGUGACGCUCAAAGAUGGAGGCGGCCGAUGUUAACUUGACACAACCUGUGCAGGAUGUUUCCAAGACCGACGGAUAUGAGAAAAAAUGUAUUUUUUGCAAGAUUGUUAAUCAUGAAAUGGACACGGACCUUCUCCAUUGUGAUGAGGACAUCUCGUGUUUCAGAGACAUCAAGCCUGGAGCCCCGCACCAUUACCUGGUUGUCCCGACCAAGCAUGUCGGAAACUGUAAAUCACUCCGCAAACAACACGUACCCCUGGUGAAACAGAUGGUGGAGAUAGGGAAGGAAAUCCUGCGGAAAAAUAACGUGACUGAUCUUAGUGAUGUCAGAUUUGGCUUCCAUUGGCCCCCAUUCUGUUCAGUGGCACAUCUCCACCUUCACGUGCUGGCUCCCGCCAGCCAGAUGAGCUUCAUGUCGCGCUUGUUCUACAGACUCAAUUCUUACUGGUUCAUUACGGUGGAGCAACUGAUCGAGCUUCUCAACUCUAAAGAAGAAAGCAGCUGAAAAAUGUACCGUCCCACUUUGCGUCCAUGUCCGUGUUUAAAUUGAGACAACUGAUGAGACAUUAUGCAUCUUCUUUAUUUGUCCCCUCCCCAAAUAAGCUAAGUUGAAGUGAUACCAACUCAGGAUUUUAGACCAAUUCAUACACCCGACCCUUAAAACCGCCGACCCAGGUAGACCCAUCUUUGAGUUGUUUUGCAAAAAGAAACUUCCAUCAUCACUUUAUCAUGACAUACAGGAUCAAACAAAUGACAGCUAUUUGACAUGCUGGGUAUUUUGUAACAUCGGAAACCAGAGUUGGGGCAUCAAGUCGCAUCAACUAUUUAGAAGGCGCCUUUUGUGUGGAAACAAGGAAGUCACUUCAGGUUAAGUAUGGUAUAUUAACGCUUACAAGCAAAUUGUCUUGUUCAUGUUCACGUGGGAAACUUGAUUACAUUCUCUGUCUGUAAGUUAGUGGUGUGGUGAUGAAUUGUAUUAUACGUUGGCCAACAUUAAACAGUAAACUGAACAAUUUUCCAGGGAACACAAAACUAUUUUAAAAAUAUUAAUUGAUUGAUUUUUUUUUUUUUCUAUCUGCGGUGGAGUCGUGAAAUUAGAAAAUGACUCUUGCGCUUGCAUUGGAAUAUCUCAUUGAUAUAGCAAGUUUGUGGCAUAUUAUAGCAUGCCAUCGAAAAGACCAAGUCCGAAAAGAAAUGUCAAUUUCAGCGGUGUAGCCUACUCAUUUAUGUUGAGCGCUGCAUGUUAAUGGAAUGAAAUUGUGAGGAAUUGUAAAAUGGAUGCACUUUAAGAGGCCUUGAUAUAUUCUGAAUAAACUCUGUAUUAAACUGUA